UCCGAGGCGCGGCGCGGCCCGCCCCGCCCCCCGGGCGCCGUGUUCUCGCCGGUCCCCCGGGUUCCCGGGCUGGGCCGGGGGGCCCCGCUGGGCGGAGUCUCCCUCCCUUCCCGCCUUUUACGUCCGCGGCUCCAGAGUGGGACGAGCCUAUGGCCAAAAGGCGCGCGGAGGAAAGCCUGGCCUUCCACGCGCCGUGGAAACGGUUCCGGGCGUGCGGCCCCGCGGAAGAACCGUCGGGACCGUGCAUGGCGGGCCGCCGACUGAGCGCCUUCGGGCAGUCCAGCAAGAGGAAGCGGGAGGAGGCGGCGGCCUUGCUCUCCGACUCGCCCUGGAAGCGUCACGGCCUCCUGAGAGUUCUGCGAGGCGACGACGGCGGGCGCGGAGGAGAUGAGAGACGCCAGGAGGAGGCGGAGCGCGGCGCUGAGGGACGUGGCGGCGAGGAGGAGGAGGAGCGCGGUGAGGCGGGCGGCGAGGAGGAGGAGGAGCGCCGAGAGGCGGGCGGCGAGGAGGAGGAGGAGCGCCGAGAGGCGGGAGGAGCAAGAGCAGGAGGAGGAGGAGGCCGCCGGCUGCCCGGGCCCCGACUGCAGAGGGAGGUGGAGUCAUCUGAGCACGACGAGCAAACCGACGACGGGAGAGAGGCGUGGCUGGCCGACGGCGGGCCGGGGCUCUCUGAGGUACUGGCCGGGACGGGGGCCGCGGGCCGCGGGGGGGGGACCUCGGACCCUGCCCUUAAGGCGGAGCCGGCCGCGCUUUGCCCUCGGACGGGCGGUGCGAGCGGGAGGGACGGGGCUCGGACGAACUCUCUCGGGGAAACGCCCAAUGAAGAUUAUUGGCAAUAUAAUUCAUUCCUGUACUGGAGAAGUCCCAUACCAGCUAUUGAUCUGUCAGAUUUUUUGAAUUCUAGUGGAGAGACCAUGCAAGAAUGAAGUCAUUGAGGCUGAAAUAUAUUCUGAUAGAGAUUUGAUACUGAUGUAUUAUAGUUUAUGUAUGUAAUUUCAGGGUGCUCAUCUCUAAAUUGAUCUAUGUUCUGUUCAUUAUUUCAACUAAGAUUUGAGUGCAAUAGUAUUCUUCCAAAUCUGGAAAAGUGAGGAAAAACCUCUUUUAAAACGUGCCUCCACUCGUCGCUGAACUAUUUGCUUAGGGUCUCUGAGUAGGUCAGAAAAAAAAUUCAGUUACAUCAGAAGUAUUUUAAAAAGUAAAUUCUUAAAGAAGAAAUAUCUGCAGGCAUUCUUAAGUGGACCUAAAAUAAUUUAUAAUGUCAGAAGUAGAAGAGAACUGUCCUUGCACCUUCAACCUCAACAAAAUUGUUUUAACUGUUGUGAUUGACGAUCUUUUCAUUCAUCCCUGUUAUUGAUACACGUUAUAUUUUCACUGCCUCUCGUCAUCUACCUUCUUUAGUUGAACCAAAAAAUUCUAUGCAAACAAAAUUGACUACUUGAAUGUUCUCUUUCUGAGAACUACUGAUCCAUUUUUGCCCAAUACUUCUGGCCUGUAAAGAAGCACAGAAUACAUCUAUUUCUGAUUUUACAUGUCUGCCUCGCUUUCUGUUUAUCAUUUAAUUUAAAUGUGUUGAGUUGUCACAGUAGCAUUUGGAGACAGGUAUAUAGCUAUGAAAAAUCAUUAAGGGCUCCAUUUUUUCAAGGUCUACAGAAGAAACUAUUGAAUCCAAUAAAACAAUGCUUUUUUCUUUUAAUCGUGUUUUGUUUAGACUAAUGCCUCUUAUUCAGUUUUUAAUUUAUUUUCAAUGUAUUGUGGUAAACUUGGCCAGUGUUCCAGAAAAAUAAAAUUUGCAACCUGCAGCUAAA
Messenger RNA from Ornithorhynchus anatinus (platypus), 1805 nucleotides. RefSeq names its product chromosome X5 C9orf40 homolog (gene CX5H9orf40). The transcript has 2 exons. Lineage: Eukaryota; Metazoa; Chordata; Mammalia; Monotremata; Ornithorhynchidae. The record is from RefSeq and is a predicted model, not a curated record. Bases 150 to 926 code for a protein of 258 amino acids.